Molecule: messenger RNA, 351 nt
Organism: Microdochium trichocladiopsis
Lineage: Eukaryota; Fungi; Ascomycota; Sordariomycetes; Xylariales; Microdochiaceae
Product: GTP cyclohydrolase 1 type 2/Nif3
Exons: 2
Coding region: 1-351 (116 amino acids)
Source: RefSeq, a predicted model, not a curated record
AUGGCCUCAAACACUUCCACAGCAGCCCCGAGCCGGCGGUACAAGCUCGUCUUCUUCGUCCCCGUCGCAGACUCAGCGGCCUGUAAGACCGCCGUCCUUGCUGCCGGCGCUGGUCAAUUCCCAAACUACUCCGAGGUCUGCUUCGAGACUCUCGGUACAAACCAGUUCCGCCCCGGCGAGGCCUCGACGCCCUAUAUCGGACAACCUGGCAGGCUUGAGGAGGUGGCCGAGGCCCGGAUAGAGACUGUCGUCACUGGCGAGGAGACGAUGAGGGACGUGGUUCGGGCGCUGAAGCAGACACAUCCAUACGAAGUGCCCGUAUAUGAGGUGUACAAGCUUGAGGACUUUUGA